Suillus subaureus is the source of this 1560-nucleotide messenger RNA. Its product is annotated as cytochrome P450. Gene Ontology annotation, molecular function: oxidoreductase activity, acting on paired donors, with incorporation or reduction of molecular oxygen; monooxygenase activity; iron ion binding. The record is from RefSeq and is a predicted model, not a curated record. Lineage: Eukaryota; Fungi; Basidiomycota; Agaricomycetes; Boletales; Suillaceae. Bases 1 to 1560 code for a protein of 519 amino acids. The transcript is spliced from 13 exons.
AUGUUUCCUUCAGUCGAUGAUCGCCUUGCUAUCCUUGCCGUCUUACCCGCAUCCCUUGUUGUCAUCAAAGCUUUCACGUGGUUCAUUGAUAACAGACAGAACAAACCUCGCCUUCCUCCUGGCCCGGUGCCGCUCCCACUGUUAGGAAACGUCUUAUCUAUCGACACCAAGGAGCCUUGGUUGACUUAUACCGAAUGGGCUGCUGCUCAUGGAGACUUGGUGUUCGUGCGACUUCUAGGCCAGGAAGUCGUGGUGAUCAAUUCUCAGCACGUUGCAGAAGCUUUGAUGGAUAAGCGUUCUCGCAUUUACUCCGACCGACCAUACUUAGCCACACUCGAGCCGUUUGGUUGGUCGUUCGUCUUUGCAUUCAUAGGUUAUGGUGACGAAUGGCGUCUUUCCCGACGACUCUUCCAUCAAACUUUCCGUCCCGACUCCGCACUCAAGUUUCGUCCUAUGCAGAUCAAGCGGGCCCGUGAGAUGAUCGUCAACCUAAUUGAUGACCCUCAACAUUAUCAUGAUCACUUCGCAACAUUCUCGUCAUCAGUUGCGAUGUCAGUGACAUACGGCUACCAGACUAGUCCCCAUAAUGACCCUCUGGUUCGAAUCGUAGAAAAUGCACUGGCUAUUGGCCUUAAGGUGAUGACCCCAGAGAGAGCAAUCCUACUUAGAAUCUUCCCCUUCUUACUGAGGUUACCUGACUGGUGCUGGGGGUCCGCGAUCAAACGCGAUGCUCGAAUUUCGACCCAUCGCAUGACUGAAAUGACGGACCUGCCGUUCCAAUAUGCGCAGGAGCACAUGGCCGAAAACUUGUCCCUCAGCCAGGUUUCUAUGGUAUCAGACAAUCUGCAACGGAUGGAGAGGCUGGAUCACGCAUCAAAAUCCAUCUUCGAGACUGCCUUAAAGAAUGUAGCUGCUACUGCUAUUAUAGGUUCAUAUGAGACGACCACAUCGGUCUUGAUGACAUUUUCUCUCGCCAUGGUAUUGCAUCCAGAUGUUCAGAGACGCGCACAAGCGGAGAUCGACUCGGUGGUUGGAGGAGAUCGCUUGCCUACAUUUGAAGAUAGAGCCUCGCUACCAUACGUUGAAUCAGUCCUGCGCGAAACUUUGCGAUGGCACCCAGUCGGAAUCCUUGGCGUUCCACAUGCCACCUCGAAUGAUGACACAUACGAUGGUUAUUUCAUUCCUAAAGGAGCAACCGUCAUAUCCAACAUAUGGGGCAUUUCACGGGAUGAAAAGCGGUACCCCGAAGCAUCUAGCUUUAUACCAGAGAGAUUCCUGGACGUCAAUAAUGCGCUGACGGACGAUGACCCUGCUGGAUAUAUUUUCGGCUUUGGCCGGCGUGCAUGUCCAGGCCGACAUGCUGCUGAUGCCUCUGUGUGGUCCGCUAUUGUUACUAUGUUGGCCACGGUGGAGUUUUCUCCUGCCAAAGACGACCAGGGCAAAGUGAUCGAAUUCACCCCCCGAUUCACGACGGGACUCACUCAUGCCAUCGCUUUAGCUCCCCCGUGGUCUUCCCUUGCAAUAUCUCAGCACGCCCUCGUGCCCAUUCAGAACUUGUAG